UUCAUUUACAAAACUUGAUUAAAUUUUCCUUCGUAACACAACACUUUUGUUCCAAGAAAACAUACUUUUUUUUUUCUUCUUUCACACAUUUCAUCACCAAAAGAGAACUCAAGAAUUCAAAGUUAAUUCAUUUUCUAAAUUAUCUCAAAAGAUUUAAGCAUGGAUGUGUCCACCAUGUUCAUGAGCAAACAGAUCACUCAACAACCAUUGAUAAAUCUUCCCCCAGGAAGACUAAACACCAACCCUUUCUUCAACCUUAGGAAGCCGCAAAAAGAGAAGGUGGUGAUAGUAAUCGGCGCCACCGGAACAGGAAAAUCUCGGCUGUCGGUCGAUAUUGCCACCCGAUUCCCAUCGGAAGUCAUAAACUCCGACAAAAUGCAAGUCUACCGCGGCCUCGACAUAGUAACAAACAAAAUCACAAAGCAAGAACAACGUGGUGUGCCUCAUCACUUGCUCGGAAUUAUCAAUCCCUUCUCCGAUUUCUCAGCAACCAACUUCUCCGAUAUGGCCAUGCUUUCCUUGGAUGCCAUUACUAGCCACGACAGGCUACCGAUCAUCGCCGGUGGCUCGAAUUCUUAUAUUGAAGCCUUAAUUGACUCGAAAUUUCGAUCAAAAUAUGAAUGUUGUUUCCUUUGGGUAGAUGUAUCAAUGCAAGUAUUGCAAUCGUUUGUGUCUGAACGAGUAGACAAGAUGGUAGCGAAUGGAAUGGUUGACGAGGCCGAAAAAUUCUUCGAUCCCACCCGAGAUUAUUCUCGAGGGAUCAAAAGGGCAAUUGGAGUUCCCGAAUUUGACUCGUAUUUUCGAUACAAACCAUUGUUAGAUGAGGAAGCUCAAGACAAACUUUUGAAGGAAUCCAUAUCAAAAGUGAAGGAGCAUACAUGUAAGCUAGCAUUGAGGCAAUUGGGAAAGAUCCAACGGCUGAGAAACAUCAAAGGAUGGAACAUACAUAGAUUGGAUGCAACAGAGGCCUUUACAAAGCAAGGGAAAGAAGCAGAGGAAGCAUGGAACAAGCUUGUCACCGUACCGAGCACGACGUUAAUUGACCAGUUUCUUCACCCAAACGUCGUCGCCACAAAAUUCCCGACGAAUUUAGCAUCCCUCAUCGGUGUGUCGCGGAAGAGAAGUGCAGCCAUGGCAGCUGCAACUCCAUGAACAAGGAAGCCCCCCACCCCCAAAAAAAAUGGUGUGCAUGGAAGAAAACAUUGCCUACAUUUGAGAUAUGUGAUCAAAUAUUGGAGGGUAAAAAAUUCAAGCAAGCAUAAUUUUGAGUGAAAAAGAAAAUUACAGGAGGGAAUAUAUAAAUAGACACUUUACAAAAUUAAAACUACAAACAAUACAAUUUAUGAAAAGUGCCAUUUCCAAUCUGUUUAAUGAUGUAAAAUUGAGGUCUUUGGGGAUCUUCAAUUCAUUUAGUAAAAUCAAAUAAUUAGGUGAAGGGUGUGAUUAUAAGUAAUGGCUGUAACCAUUUAGAUAUGGUUCUACAUGAUGUGU
Molecule: messenger RNA, 1491 nt
Organism: Benincasa hispida (wax gourd)
Lineage: Eukaryota; Viridiplantae; Streptophyta; Magnoliopsida; Cucurbitales; Cucurbitaceae
Gene: IPT3
Product: isopentenyltransferase 3
Biological process (GO): cytokinin biosynthetic process; tRNA modification
Cellular component (GO): mitochondrion
Molecular function (GO): tRNA dimethylallyltransferase activity
Source: RefSeq, a predicted model, not a curated record